Molecule: messenger RNA, 4704 nt
Organism: Ilex paraguariensis (yerba mate)
Lineage: Eukaryota; Viridiplantae; Streptophyta; Magnoliopsida; Aquifoliales; Aquifoliaceae
Source: the annotation of a GenBank genome assembly
UUGUACAGAGAAAAAGAGAGCGCCAUAAAUGCAAAGCUCAACCACCACUGCCUGCGUACUAAGUAGUUGCUGGUAUAUUAAACCCCAACCACAAUGCUAGCACAGAAGUCCUCUUUAUCUCCACCUUAUCUUCACAUCUCCAAAAGGACGGUUUGAAUCUUCCAUUCACAAUGUGGAACUCGGCGGAGAACUUGUCCGCACGGUCGGCGUCGUUCCGAGAGGACGGCGACGACGAGGAGGCGCUCCGGUGGGCCGCGUUGGAGAGACUGCCGACGUACAAUCGGGUUCGGAGAGGAAUUUUUAAGAACAUUGUUGGAGAUUCGAUGGAAAUUGACGUUGAUAAGCUUGAAUUGAAGGACAGAAUAGUUGUAUUAGAUCGGUUGGUGAGUUCGGUGGAUGAUGAUUGGGAAAAGUUCUUCGAUCGCAUGCGACGGAGGCUUGAUAGAGUUGAUUUGGAAUUUCCAAAGAUUGAAGUUAGAUUUCAGCAUUUGACUGUUGAAAGUUUUGUCCACGUCGGCAGUAGAGCAUUGCCCACUAUUCCCAAUUUUAUUUCUAACAUGACUGAGGCUUUGUUGAGGCAAUUGAGGAUAUACCAUGUCCAGAGAAGAAAGUUAACAAUUUUAGAUCAUAUUAGUGGGAUAAUUAGACCUUCCAGGUUGACACUGCUGUUGGGUCCUCCAAGCUCUGGAAAGACGACACUGCUGUUGGCCCUUGCUGGACGCCUUGGGUCUGAUUUGCAGAUGUCAGGGAAAAUUACUUACAAUGGACACAGUUUGAAUGAGUUUGUUCCUCAACGGACUUCUGCUUAUGUAAGUCAACAAGAUUGUCAUGUGGCAGAAAUGACUGUAAGGGAAACUCUUGAUUUCUCUGCACGUUGUCAGGGUGUUGGAUAUAAGUACGACAUGCUUUUGGAACUUUCAAGAAGAGAAAAGAUUGCAGGGAUAAAGCCUGAUGAAGAUCUUGAUAUAUUCAUGAAGGCAUUGGCUUUGGAGGGGAUAGAUGGGCGUAUUGUGGUGGAGUACAUUUUAAAGAUUUUAGGGUUGGAUCUUUGUGCGGACACUCUGGUGGGAGAUGAAAUGCUGAAGGGAAUCUCCGGUGGCCAAAAGAAACGACUCACCACGGGUGAGUUAUUGGUUGCUCCAUCUAGAGUGCUGUUCAUGGAUGAAAUAUCAAAUGGGCUUGAUAGUUCAACUACUUAUCAAAUCAUCAAGUAUCUGAGGCAUUCGACUCGUGCACUAGAUGGGACAACAGUGAUUUCUCUGCUUCAACCUCCUCCGGAGACGUACGAGUUGUUUGAUGAUAUUAUACUCUUGUGUGAGGGUCAGAUUGUGUACCAGGGGUCUCGUGACGCUGCUCUUGAUUUCUUUGCAUUUAUGGGCUUUCAUUGUCCUGAGCGGAAGAAUGCAGCUGAUUUCCUUCAAGAGGUUAUUUCGAAGAAGGACCAAGAGCAGUAUUGGGCUAAUCCCGACUGCCCGUAUCGCUACAUACCAGCGGUAAAAUUUGCUGAAGCUUUUCGUUCACAUCGUACUGGGAAGAAUUUGUCUGAAGACCUGGAUGUUCCAUAUGAUAAACGUUAUAAUCAUCCAGCAGCCUUGUCAACUUCACAAUAUGGUGUGAAAAGAAGAGAACUUCUUAAAACCAACUUUGACUGGCAGUUGCUACUGAUGAAACGGAAUUUGUUUAUCUAUAUAUUUAAGUUCAUCCAACUCCUUUUGGUUGCUUUGAUCACCAUGAGUGUUUUUUUCCGGACAACACUGCAUCAUAAUACAUUAGAUGAUGGAGGCUUGUAUCUUGGGGAACUGUAUUUUUCAACAGUUAUUGUUCUUUUCAAUGGCUUUACGGAGGUUUCAAUGCUGGUAGCCAAGCUUCGAGUGAUUUACAAGCAUAGGGACUUGCGCUUCUACCCAUGUUGGGUUUAUACACUUCCUUCAUGGGCCUUGAGUAUUCCAAUUUCACUUAUAGAGUCCGGUUCUUGGGUGGCAGUUACAUACUAUGUGGUUGGAUUUGAUCCCAAUAUUAUUAGAUUCUUUCGGCAGUUCCUGUUAUUCUUCUUUCUGCAUCAAAUGUCUCUUGCUCUUUUUCGUCUGAUGGGUUCCUUGGGCCGAAACAUGGUAGUUGCAAAUACCUUUGGAGCUUUUGCUAUGUUGAUUGUCAUGGCUCUUGGGGGAUAUAUCAUUUCAAGAGAUAGUAUCCCAAGCUGGUGGAUCUGGGGUUUUUGGGUUUCUCCUUUGAUGUAUACUCAAGAUGCAGCUGCUGUGAAUGAAUUUCUUGGGCAUUCUUGGGAUAAGAGAGCUGGGAAUAAGUACAAUUUGCCGUUAGGCAAGGCAUUACUAAAAGCACGCAGUUUGUUUCCACAGUGGUACUGGUAUUGGAUUGGAGUUGUUGCAUUGCUCGGAUAUACUGUUCUGUUCAAUAUACUUUUCACAUUUUUCCUAACGUACCUCAAUCCUUUAGAGAAGCGUCAAGCUGUUGUUUCUGAGGAAGAGCUUCAAGACAGAAACAGAAGUAGGAAAGGUGAAACUGUUGUAAUUCAGCUAAGAGAUUUUUUGAAACACUCAUUGUCAUCAAAAAGAAAAAGUUUUAAGCAAAGAGGCAUGGUUCUUCCAUUUCAGCCACUUUCAUUGUCUUUCAGCAAUAUUAAUUACUAUGUGGACAUGCCUGUGGAAUUGAAGCAGCAAGGUAUAGUAGAAGACAGAUUGCAGUUGUUGGUAAAUAUUACUGGAGCAUUCAGGCCUGGUGUGCUUACUGCAUUGGUUGGAGUUAGUGGGGCUGGAAAGACCACUCUCAUGGAUGUAUUGGCUGGUAGAAAAACUGGUGGAGUCACAGAAGGGAGCAUCCAUAUAUCUGGUUAUCCAAAACGACAGGAAACUUUUGCUAGAAUAUCUGGUUACUGCGAGCAGAAUGAUAUUCAUUCGCCUUGCUUGACUGUUCUUGAAUCACUUUUGUUCUCUGCUUGGCUCCGGUUAUCAUCAGAUGUUGACUUGGAAACACAGAAGGCUUUUGUUGAGGAGAUAAUGGAACUUGUGGAGCUUACUCCAUUAAAAGGGGCUUUGGUUGGUCUGCCUGGCGUUGAUGGCUUGUCAACGGAGCAAAGAAAACGCUUGACAAUUGCUGUUGAACUGGUUGCCAACCCUUCAAUAGUAUUUAUGGAUGAGCCCACAUCAGGAUUGGAUGCAAGGGCUGCAGCCAUUGUGAUGAGGACUGUAAGGAAUAUAGUGAAUACGGGGCGAACAAUUGUGUGCACUAUCCAUCAACCAAGCAUUGACAUUUUUGAAUCCUUUGAUGAGCUCUUAUUCAUGAAACGUGGCGGGGAGCUCAUUUAUGCUGGUCCACUUGGUCCCAAGUCUUGCAAACUCAUCGAGUAUUUUGAGGCAGUUGAUGGAGUGCCUAAGAUCAGACCUGGAUAUAAUCCUGCUACGUGGAUGUUGGAGGUUACUUCACAAUUGGAAGAAGUCCGUCUCGGCGUGAAUUUUGCCGAAGUUUACCGAAGAUCAAGAUUGUUCCAACAUAAUAGAGAGGUGGUUGAAAGACUAAGCAAACCAAGCAGUGAAGCGAAAGAGUUGAACUUUCCGACCAAGUAUUCUCAGUCAUUUUUUGGUCAGUUUCUAGCUUGUCUUUGGAAGCAAAACUUGUCUUAUUGGCGAAACCCGCAAUACACGGCAGUUCGCUUCUUCUAUACUCUCAUCAUCUCACUGAUGCUAGGAACAAUAUGUUGGAGAUUUGGUUCUAAGAGGGACACCCAGCAAGAUAUAUUCAAUGCCAUGGGAUCCUUGUAUGCAGCAGUGUUGUUCAUUGGAGUUACAAAUGGCACUGCUGUUCAGCCUGUUGUUUCUGUUGAAAGAUUUGUUUCAUAUAGAGAGAGAGCUGCAGGAAUGUAUUCAGCUCUACCAUUUGCAUUUGCUCAGGUUGCCAUUGAGUUCCCUUACGUGCUUGGACAGACACUUAUAUACUGCACAAUCUUCUAUUCCAUGGCCUCAUUUGAGUGGAAUGCUCUGAAAUUUAUUUGGUACCUAUUUUUCAUGUAUUUCACUGUGCUAUACUUCACCCUAUAUGGAAUGAUGACCACUGCUGUCACGCCCAAUCACAAUGUGGCUGCAAUUAUUGGUGCUCCUUUUUAUAUGCUUUGGAAUCUCUUCAGUGGAUUUAUGAUUCCUCACAAGAGAAUCCCUAUAUGGUGGAGAUGGUAUUACUGGGUGAAUCCUAUAGCGUGGACUCUCUAUGGCCUUGUGGGUUCCCAGUAUGGCGACACUGAUAAACUUUUGAAGCUAUCCGAUGGAAUCCAUAUGUUGCCCGUAAAGCUUUUAGUCAAGAAUGUGUUUGGUUUCAGGCAUGAUUUCAUCGGCAUUGCUGGAGUUAUGGUUGUCGGUUUUUGCGUGCUAUUUGCUUUUAUUUUCGCAUUUGCAAUAAAAUCCUUCAAUUUCCAAAAGAGGUGAUAGGUAUGGUGGAAACUUCCGAUUAUGUUGCUUAAGAGAUGCAUCCAUAACAGGUAUGUGAUUACUGUAUAGCAACUUUUAGUUGGUUCUUCCCAAUUUUUUCUUUGACAUGUGAUGUAAUAAUAACAUUUGAUUAACAAAUGUUGUAUUAAUUAUUUUUGAGGAAUCACUGUUUAAUGCUGUAAAGUCACUCAUGACUGCCAUACUAGAAUUUCUAGUGACAGAGUUCAACAUUGUUCACUUAUUCUAUGUCCAACAAUUUCUGCUUGCG